UCAGUGCUGUUACGAGUCAAGUACAAGUUGCGAAAGCAUCAAAAAGCCAAAAGCACCGUCCCCAAGAUGUUCCAGGAUGUUGUCCGCAGGCACCCCGACAAAGUGGCACUGAUUUACGAGGCCACUGGUGAGCAGUGGACCUUCAGGAGGCUGGACGAGUACUCCAACGCCGUGGCUAACUACUUCUACCAGCAAGGCUUCCGGCUGGGGGACGUCAUUGCCAUCUUCAUGGAGAGCCGCCCCGAGUUUGUUGGCCUCUGGCUAGGGAUGGCGAAAAUCGGCAUCGAAGCGGCUCUAAUCAACUUCAAUUUGCGCUUGGAUUCUCUGGUUUACUGCGUGACGACUUCUGGUGCGAAAGCCAUGAUCUUCGGAGGGGAGCUGUCUUUGGCAAUAUCUGAAGUGAAUGGGAUGUUGGGGAAGAACAUGGCGAAGUUCUGCUCCGGUGACUACAACCCAGAGGUUGUUCCUGUGGAGACCAGACAUCUUGAUCCUCUUCUGAGCACCGCAUCGAAAUCGCCCCCGACUCAGAUUCCAGUCAAAGGCUUAGAUGAUCGGCUCUUCUAUAUCUACACUUCAGGAACAACAGGAACGCCAAAAGCUGCCAUUGUGGUGCACAGCAGGUAUUACCGUAUCGCUGCCUUUGGUUACUAUGCCUACAAAAUGCGCCCGGAGGACGUCCUCUACAACUGCCUCCCGCUCUAUCAUUCCGCAGGUAACAUCAUGGGAGUUGGCCAGUGCCUAAUCCACGGCCUCACCGUGGUGAUCAGGAAGAAGUUCUCGGCCAGUCGCUUCUGGGACGACUGCAUGAAAUACAGAUGCACGAUUAUUCAGUAUAUCGGGGAAAUCUGCAGGUAUCUUCUGAAUCAGCCGGUCCGAGAGUCAGAAACCCAACACUGCGUGCGGCUGGCAGUGGGCAAUGGUUUGAGACCCACCAUCUGGGAGGACUUCACAAAGCGCUUCCGAGUUAAGCAGAUCGGAGAGUUCUAUGGAGCCACGGAGUGCAACUGCAGCAUUGCCAACUUGGAUGGAAAGGUUGGUGCCUGUGGUUUCAACAGUCGGAUUUUGCCCAAUGUUUAUCCCAUUCGGUUGGUGAAGGUAAAUGAAGACACGAUGGAGCUGAUCCGGGAUUCCAGUGGGCUGUGUAUCCCCUGUCGCCCAGGAGAGCCGGGAUUGCUCGUCGGUCAGAUAAAUCAACGGGAUCCCCUGCGGCGGUUCGACGGCUACGUCAGCGAGAGGGCCACCAACAAGAAGAUCGCUUACAACGUCCUUCGGAAAGGGGACCAGGCGUACCUUUCAGGAGACGUGUUGGUGAUGGACGAACUCGGUUACAUGUACUUCAGAGAUCGCAGCGGGGACACCUUCCGAUGGCGAGGAGAGAACGUCUCCACCACGGAGGUGGAGGGAAUGUUGAGUCACAUCCUCAACCAGACGGAUGCUGCGGUGUACGGAGUGGAAGUACCAGGGGUGGAGGGCAAAGCUGGGAUGGCGGCGAUCGCAGAUCCCAAAGCUAAAGUCAACCCCAACGUCCUGUACCAGGAGCUGCAGAAGGUGCUGCCUCCCUACGCCCGGCCCGUCUUUCUCCGGCUCCUACCCCAGGUUGACACCACAGGUACGUUUAAGAUUCAGAAAACCCGCUUACAGAGGGAAGGAUUCGACCCCCACCAAACCUCCGAUCGCUUGUAUUUUCUGGAUCUAAAGUUGGGAAAAUACGUUCCUCUGGAUGAAUGCCUUUAUGAAAGGAUUUGUUCUGGAAAAGCCGCUUUAUGA
This is a messenger RNA of Pelecanus crispus (Dalmatian pelican), 1767 nucleotides long. The record is from RefSeq and is a predicted model, not a curated record. Lineage: Eukaryota; Metazoa; Chordata; Aves; Pelecaniformes; Pelecanidae.